AGUGAAUCCACAUGGUACAGGGGCUGGAGAAUAAAGAGUGUGGAGUUGAACUCGUGCCAUUGUAGUGACUCAUCUCGGGCAGAGCGCAGGGGCUCCGAGCGAAGCGACGAGCAAGUGAGCGGCGCUCGGCGGGCCGGGGAGCGAGGGAGAGAGGCGCGGCCGGGCGAGGCGGCCCGUCCGGGAGCAGGCGCCGGGGAAGGGGUGCAGUCGGGCGCCGCAGCGGCGGCACGGGCAGCGGGACCGCGUCCCUCUCAGCGCCGGCUCGGCUGGAACCCCGCGGCCCGGGCGCAGGCUACCUUCUCCCCGCAAGUGUCCGAGCCGCUGCGAAACUCCGGCGGCGAGUCGGCCACAGGAAGUUUAUUCUCAGCUCCUUUUCUAAAAGGAGGAAAUAGAAGUUUCUCCCGGCGGGCAGCCUUUCUUUUCGCCUUUUUUUUCUUUUUGCCCUGUCUGAAAUCGGGGGGCCCCCGGACCUGGCAGGCGCGAUCCGCCGGGCUCUUGUUCUUUUUUCAAUUUCCAGUUUUUGAUCGGGCGGUCUGUCCCGGCUGGGCUCCGGCUGCGCGCGGGAGCGGGAGGGCGCGCGCAGGGGAGGGACCGAGGGACGCGCGGACUUUUAGAGGGAGGGACCGGGUGGCGGUCCCGCGGCGCUCGGAGAGCAGGAAAGAAGUGCAGCGCGAGGCGCUCGGGAGGCACGGUUCCCGGGCUGUCGCCGCCUCCCGUCCGCACCCGCCACCGUCGGGGAGAAGCCCGGGAGCGAAGACUAGAGCCCGAGGCGCGGCCGGCAGGGAGCGAGCGCGCAGCAGCCGGUGCGCGGCCGCGGCGAGGGCGGGGGAAGAAAAACACCCUGUUUCCUCUCGGGCCCCCACCGCGGAUCAUGUACCAGGAUUAUCCCGGGAACUUUGACACCUCGUCCCGGGGCAGCAGCGGCUCUCCUGCGCACGCCGAGUCCUACACCAGCGGCGGCGGCCAGCAGGCUUCAGAGGGAGCUGGCUUAACAAAGAAGGCCACUACAACCUGAAGCCCAUCUCGGUCAGGAUCUGCGGAGUCUCUAGCCAAGUUGGCUGCAGCAAGAGUUGCCCGGAAAUUUCGGGUAGAUAUGCCUGGCUCAGGCAGUGCCUUCAUCCCCACCAUCAACGCCAUCACAACCAGCCAGGACCUGCAGUGGAUGGUGCAGCCCACGGUGAUCACCUCCAUGUCCAACCCGUACCCCCGCUCGCACCCCUACAGCCCCCUGCCGGGCCUGGCCUCGGUCCCUGGGCACAUGGCACUCCCGAGACCUGGCGUGAUCAAGACCAUUGGCACCACCGUGGGCCGCAGGAGGAGAGAUGAGCAGCUGUCCCCUGAAGAAGAGGAGAAACGUCGAAUCCGGAGGGAGAGGAACAAGCUGGCCGCAGCCAAGUGCCGCAACCGCCGCCGGGAGCUGACAGAGAAGCUGCAGGCGGAGACAGAGGAGCUGGAGGAGGAGAAGUCAGGCCUGCAGAAAGAGAUCGCCGAGCUGCAGAAGGAGAAGGAAAAGCUGGAGUUCAUGCUGGUGGCCCACGGGCCUGUGUGCAAGAUCAGCCCCGAGGAGCGCCGAUCGCCUCCCGCCUCUGGGCUGCCGUCCCUGCGUGGUGGGGGCGGUGGAGCGGGCGCCGUGGUGGUGAAACAGGAGCCCCUGGAAGAGGACAGCCCCUCCUCCUCCUCGGCCGGGCUAGACAAGGCCCAGCGCUCUGUCAUCAAGCCCAUCAGCAUUGCUGGGGGCUUCUACGGGGAGGAGCCCCUGCACACCCCCAUCGUGGUGACCUCCACGCCGGCCAUCACUCCGGGCACGUCGAACCUCGUCUUCACCUACCCCAGCGUCCUGGAGCAGGAACCGCCCGCGUCACCCUCCGAGUCCUGCUCCAAGGCUCACCGGCGGAGCAGUAGCAGCGGGGACCAGUCGUCAGACUCCUUGAACUCCCCCACUCUGCUGGCUCUGUAACCCGGCUCCCGGGGGGUCCUCGUCACUGCCUCCUUCCCAGGGACCAGCACCCCCGAGGGCUCCAGGGCCGUGAGGGCAAGAGGGGGGCCCUGCCACAGAGCUGCCCGGCUCUGGGGACACCCAGGUGGGAUUUGGCCGCGAGGCGCUGAGGACUUCAGCCAUCUCUUAGAAGUCAUGGGACCUCCUCCGUCGUUCAUCUUGCAAAGCAAAUCCUGUUUCUUGAAAAGCCUUGGAGAACUUGGUUUGGUGGACUCAGGCAUCUCUCUGGCUUCUGAAGAGCCUGCGGCUGGUGUGGACCGUUCCUGUCCCUUGUUAUGCUACGUCUCUGGAGUGAUGGUGUCCUUCCCCGCCCCACCCAGCAUGCUCAGUGCCUUUUGGUUUCACCUUCCCUCUAUUCGCCCCUUCCUCCCCCCAGUGUCAAUUUCACUUCCUCUUGGUUUUUAUCAAAUUUGCCAUGACAUUUCAUCUGGGUGGUGUGAAUAUUAAAGCUCUUCAUUUCUGGAGAUGGGCAGCAGGUGACUGACUCUUCUGCUGGGGCUGACUUGUCCGGAAGGGGACAGUCAAUGUGCAAUACAGAACCUUCUCUCCCUUGACACUCCCCGGUCCACCGCCAUCUCCAGGACCACCAGCAGGGCUCCCUGAGCUCUCAAGGAGAUGUUGCCAUCACUGGGAGGCCCGGAGGACCCUUCCUCUCCAUCCUCGGAGACAACUUUUUGGAGGAGCGGCUUGUCCAGAAGACAGGGUGUGAGUGAGACAGCCGGGGCACAGGUUGGGUUUGCCAAAUGCCUAAUUACCAGGCCAGGAAUAGUGCCAACAAGCCACAUAGGUGUCCUAGCCAGCUUCCCUUUACCUGGUAUCUUGAGCAGGACGUCUCCUAUAAUUACUGCCUCGCCAUCCUGCCCCUGGACCCUUCUCUCUAGACCAGGGAGGCGUCCCUCCCUAGGAACCACACAUCACUCCAAGUCCCUACUGGAUCUGCCCUCCCCCAGCCUGGCUCUCAGGGUGACGCCACCCACGGAGAUUUAAUGAGCGUGGGGCUGGCCCCUCCCCAGAUUGCUGCCAGGUGGCCCCUCCCCAAGCCUCAAAAGGCGCUUCUGUUGUGGAUGGAAAGGUAGGGGAGGAAAGAGGGAGGCAGAGUGGGAUUCGCCUCUCAGUGAGCUGCUGGGCCCUUUCUACCUGCUGUGGUCACCGGCUACCUGAUGGAGCGCUUUCUCUUUUACAUACUCUUUCCCCCAGAGUGCUCCUCGGGUCCAGCCAGCCAGCUGUGGACCAGUGGCCCGGAGCUGUUGUUAAUAAGGCUUGGGGCUUACCUGUCAUUCCUGGGGGGCUGCUGAAAUCAGACAUAAGAUGUGUUGCUUCCCACUGCAGGAGAGGUGCCCCCUUCCCCUGUGGGGCGGGGAGCAGGGAGGGGGUCCUCUGGCCUCCUGCAAAAGCACAGCUGAGUGGCCUCCCUGCCUCCCACCCCUCUGAGCCUUUUUCUCCCGAGGGCAUAGCUCUGGCUGAUCUUCUUGGAUUGGCCUCUGCUGGGCUAGCUGCUCUGGGGGAGACCCUGCUAUUGUGAUUCAGCUCUAGAGAUCAUUGUAUGAUAAUUUAAAAUUAGAUAGAUAUUAUUUAAAUCAAACCCAGUGGGGGUUAAAUUUCAAAGUUAGACACGAGAGAGAGAGAGAGAGAGAGAGAGAGAGAGCAAGCGCAGGAGCUGUAAGGCAUUCGCUCACUUGCCCCCCUCACACACCCCGGCCUCGAGCGCUGGUCCUUAUUUGCUGCCCAUACCCCCCUCCGAGCUCUAGAAGGGAGCGCGCAGAAUGGGGCAGCCAGAGGCUUAAAGUACACAGCCCGCUCUGACUGGAAGUGACGUGUGAAAGGCUAGGCCAUGCAGAGAGAGGAGAUUAAAAGAAAAAGGAUUUUGUCCAAAAAUAUUUUAAAAAUGUUAUUUCCCACAUUCUCUGGCUAUGAGGCUGCCCUCCCGGUUUCCCAGAGGUUCUGGGAGGGGCACUCCUUUUUAGACUAGGCAAUUGAGUUUCUGGCUUCAGAUUAAUCGAAGAAACAGAAGUCAGCCAGGAACAGCAGGAGGUGGGCAAAGAAAACCGGGGUGCGCUCAGUUCUGAAAGGCUUAAUCAUCUCAAGUGGUAUUUGUGGCCAGUUGGGAGCUCUUUGCUUCUUUUUGCAUGUGUGUGUGUGUGUGUGUGUGUGUGUGUAUAUAUGCAAUAUAUAUGUAUAUAUUUCUUAAAUGAAGCUGCUUUGGUGUUUUAUUUCUAAACGUCCCUUUGUGCCCCACUUUGCACAGCACUGAUCCCAAGGCAGGCCACAGUCUGUGACUCGGGGCCAGGCUGGACAUUCCUGAGACAGAGUUUGGCUUUAGUUCAGAUUUCAGGCUGUGUUGGCUUUGGGACCAGCAGAAGACAGAAACUCCACCACCCCGGAGGACUAUAGAGGCCUCUCAGCUGUCCCAUUCAGGACCCUCUGGCUUUGUUCCAGGAGGUGGUUUGGCUUUCCCAAAGCCAGAGGUUAUUUGGGGAAGGCCGAAUAUUCACCCCAAACUCAUGAGCACAUCCUGCUUGACUUCUUUUGGCUUGUUCUCUGAGUUCCUGCACACACACCAUUGUUCCAGAAUUACCAGCCACCAGGCCUUCUGCUUUCUCCUCCAUGGCUCCAGCUACAGGAAGAGCUGCAGUGGGGGUGCCUUCAUGCUUGGGUUGGGAACCGCUGUGCCUCCCCUGUGUCCCCAGCCAUGAGGCAGCUGGUGUGGACUCCAGCUGGGCUGCAGGCAGCUCUGGGACGGCACAGGGCAGGCACUCCUUGACAGGCUAGUGUGAACCACACCCUGUCCUCUCGGCCACCUGGCUGGCCUCUCUGGGAUCAGUCCUCUUCCUGGCUGAAUGGACGAGGACAGCUUUUGACACAGGAAAGAGAGGAGAGCCCAGGUGAAGCUCGGGCAAUGGCCGGAGCCAGCUGUAAGCGGAGAAUUCACGGGGGAAGUUUUCAGAAAGAAAUCAUUGUUCUGCCUGUGAGAAAGGCCAGGUGUUCCACUGUGGCCAGUCACACAAGCAUCUCAGCCAAGAGCCCUCAGAGGUUACUGCUUCCUUUUCUCAGGCUUUGGGGAAGAGAGUCUCCUCUCUGCUCCCACUUGGCUCUAAGUCUAAGGGAGGACUCAGUGCUACUUUUCUCCCCUUCCCUUGAUGGACCAACAGCGCUCCUGCAAUCUCACCAUUUACCUUUCCGGUUGGUCUCCUUCCUGAUCAGAUAUCACACGGCCCCUUUGAGAAGGAAAGGCAGAAGCCCCUACUGUGUGCCAGGCACUGUGUUAGGCACUUUUAUAAAUAUACCCUCUUUAGGAUGAGACUAAGGGAUGAGGGUAUCCCCUCUUCAAGGCCCCCACGUAAUGGAUAAACAAAAGCACUUGGAGGUGAGAAGGUCUUCCUUCAAAGAUCUGAGGCAAGAUUGCCUCCAGUCGAGGUUUGUUCUCAAAGGCCCAUCCCCCACAGUAUCCUCCCACCUCUAAACUUCUUUUCCCUCUCCCUCGUGAUGUGCUCCUUUGCACUCCUCAGAUGGUUGGAGGGGUAACCUGAGUCCUUAUAGAAUUUGUGGACCAAUAGGAUAUGUGAUGUGUGUAACUUUCUUUUUAAAACUUAAGUAAAGGGGUCUUGCUACUUUCUGCUUGUUGAGUCUUCUUGGCAUUCAUCUUAAAAGCCAGCAUCUCACUAUUUAUUGACAGGUUGGGUGUGUGUGUAUGUGCGUGUGUGUGUGUGUACAUUUCCAAGUGUGCCUCCUGCAACUUUUAAAAAGGAAACUCAGUCGUCCCACUACUAAUUUGACAUCUUCUCAUGCUUCUAGUGUUUUGGCCAUACGUCAACAGAGGGCUUUCAUUUUCCAAUGCUGAUGUGUUCAGGAAAGGCUGGGUCAAAUUUUGAGCAGGGGAUGGGAAGGGGAGGGGGAGAAGAAAUCGACAUUUAUUUUAUUAUUUAUUUAAAAUGUUUACAUCUUUGUGUUGUACCAAGCCUGAAGAGAAACAGCAUUAAAAUACUCAGUUCCUCUCUCCCUCUCUUUCUUCAUUUUUUUUUUUAAUUUAGGCUAAUGAUGCUUUUUUGUUUCUGAAAUGAUUUGUGACAUGUGUUGUAUAAACUGUAUAAAAAAGGUUCUGUUUUUAAAGAUGGAUGGUCAUUCCUCUGGGGACAGUGGUCACCGAGAAAGUCUACAUUGUAAGAAAAUACAAUGGAAGAUCCUGCCCUGUUCCUCAAAAAUUAUUUUCUCUGUAUGAUUAAAAGUUUAUUCCAUUUA
Molecule: messenger RNA, 6232 nt
Organism: Mirounga angustirostris (Northern elephant seal)
Lineage: Eukaryota; Metazoa; Chordata; Mammalia; Carnivora; Phocidae
Gene: FOSL2
Product: FOS like 2, AP-1 transcription factor subunit
Exons: 5
Coding region: 1094-1957 (287 amino acids)
Biological process (GO): regulation of transcription by RNA polymerase II
Cellular component (GO): nucleus
Molecular function (GO): DNA-binding transcription factor activity, RNA polymerase II-specific; RNA polymerase II cis-regulatory region sequence-specific DNA binding
Source: RefSeq, a predicted model, not a curated record